Porites lobata is the source of this 6309-nucleotide messenger RNA. Lineage: Eukaryota; Metazoa; Cnidaria; Anthozoa; Scleractinia; Poritidae. The record is from the annotation of a GenBank genome assembly.
CGGAAAAAUGGCGGACGAAGAGGAAGAAUCGCCCAGAGAACGCCUUCUUCAAAGGCAGAAAAAAGAGGCUAAAGAACUUCAGGGUAUUCUUUCUACUUAAGCUACUCUUUAGGUUCUAAGUCUAGUUAAUAGUCGGAUUCUGAUGCACUGUUUCGAUAAAAACUGAUAAAUAACAAAGCUCAUGAUCAUGCUGUUUUGUUUCUAGCUCAAAUACAGUCGAUGAAACAUUCUGUUCCCAAAGGCGACAAAAGAAAGAAGAAAGAAAUAACUCUUGAGAUUACCAAGCUCGAAGAACAAUUAAAUACCAGGCACAAGGAAGAGCUUGAAUUAUUGGAACGUGAAUCAAAUUUGGUAACUUGAAAGACAAAUCAGUCUUUUAAUAACCCUUUUAUUCCCGUGAACUUUAUCAUGGAAACUAACUCCAAAAGAAUAUGUAACCCUGUGCUCGUGUUCGUUUAUAAUUAAAUUUGAACAUCUAUCUGUAGGGAAAAAAAAUAAUGCAGGUUGAUUUCUCUUGUGGCAAGCUUUGUAAAGAUCAUGCUAACAGACCCUCCAACUGCUAAACCAUGCAAAUCUGGAGUGUUUGAAAGAAAGCCCCCAAAACCCUGGAGAUUGGGACCUCAAACCCUGAAAUUUAUUUUGCCAUGGUAUUCUUUACCCUACACGUGGUCUCUGUUGUAUUCUCUUGUUGCUAUUUGGGCAGCGAUGAGAAGAUUCUGUUUUACCAUCUAGGUUGAUGGGACGGCGAGUAGCCAAGUGAGUUUGCUAUAAGGCUCUCCUACAGGCAUUAGUGAACCUAUCUUUUAUGCAUAUGAGGUUGGAAUUGGACUCAAGUCUCCCCUAAAAUAAUAUUGUUACAAUUUGUGCGGUUCUUAGUGGAAUGGUCUAACGAUUUUAAGUGAGAUUUGGAGGUUAAAUUGUGAGACCAUAAGUUGACUUCCCAAACUGUAAGUCUCAUGGUCAAACCAUGAGCGUUGGAAGGGUUGGGCUAAGAAAGAUUUUUGUAGAAUUUAAACAUUGUUUUCUUUACUUUGGAAGGAUGAAGUUGUCUUUGGGUAUAAACAUAGGAUGAUAUCUAGUCAAUCAGAUACUAGUGUUUUCAAUAGCUUGGCUAUUCAGUUUGAAUUUGUGUACCAGGAGAUUUCACAACUAUCACAGCCAGCAACCCUAAUAUAAACUCACAAAACGACUCCUUUAAGUACACUCAAUAAACGUUUCACUGAAACAUAUUUUUUGUCAUUACAUCACAUUUGAAACUGAUUAUUAGUUUACUUCAGUGGAGCAAUCAUAACUACCGCAAUAUUCAUUUUCUUCUAGAACAGAUCAAUGCUCUGACUUAAGAGAACAGCCACAUAAACAGAGAGUGGUCUGCCUUUGAUCUAACUUUUAGUCUGUUGAUGAAAUCCUAUUACAAUAUCCGUGUCCAAGUUAUUGAUUAUUGGAUGUUUAUAAGUAAUAAAAUGAAAGCACAGAUAACAAGGCUGCAUCAUUUUCUCUGCUUAAAUCUCUUCUUUAGUUAAUUAAUUGUGUGGUUUAAUUUUGUAGAAUGAAGAUACUCUUGGGUUGGUCACCGAGGAAAUGGAGGCUGUGUCUGUUACAAAUGAACCUGAACCACAGUCAAAAGUUUCAAAGGCUCAGAAAAGAAGGGUAGGUUAUAAUAUAAAGAUAUACACAGUUGUUAUAAAAAAAAUGAUUAAAAAAAUGAUGAUGAUAAUAGUAAUAAAAGUGGAAGCUGACGUAAGAGGACACCCUCAGGACACAAAAAAGGUGUCCGUAAUAACUGGAGCUGGCCACUUUUGGGAAUGUAAAAAUACAGAGUUUGUAAGGCAGUUGAAAAAAACGGUGAAGGUGGCCAUAAGUAGAGCUGUCUGCUUACGAGAGUGUUCUUGGAAGGCUAACUUCAUAUUGAACAUUAUUUUGUAGGAGUGCAUACUAUUAUUUUAUUAUUAUUAUUAUUUUUCUAUUGUUGUGCUACAAGGACAAAAAGGCUGCUAAAGAAAAGGAAAGAGAACAAAGAAUUGCUGAGGCUGAACUAGAAAAUGUACAUAGUGCAAGAAAUAUAGAAGCUGAAAAACUAAAAGAAAUCUUGACUGCCAAAGGCUUAUCAAUCAAAGAGGUAAUCUUGAUAAUUUUGAUCCCAUUUUUUCAGUUGUCAAUGUUUUCAAUAAUAUUAUGACCAUGUUGUAUUACUCAUUCACAGAAUGAAUUUGUUUUCAGAUCACCCCAGAUGGAAACUGGUAUGUAACUCCAACUGAUGUAAUUUUUUGCCUUAUAUAAGCCAUUAGGAUGGGCUUUGUGUUGUGGGUGUAAAGGCAGCAUGCAAUAAAGCUGUGUCCAAUAGGCUAGAGCUAGUGGAUUUUGCAAUUAGGCUGGAUACUCAGACUGUGUGGCUGGCAGGAUUAGUGGGGGAGUGCUUUUGUCUUCUGGCAGCAGAGCUGUGAGAUGUUUGGGAGCAAGUCAAAUUUUUUCCCCUGACGUUUUGUCACUUGCAAAAAUUCCUCGGAUCUCUGCCACCAAAAAAGUACCCUGCACAUAAGCUACAGUGACUUCUGUUCUUCACUUGCCUAACAGGCAAGUGAAAUAUUCUGGGGAAUUCAAAUUACAGCACAAAAUUAGAAGAAGAGAAGGGCUAAAUUCCCUCCAUUAAAGAAUAAAUUAUUAAUAAUUUUAUUGUCUGGGUGUUAAUUUCUUACCUGAAAUGCUUUUGAAGAUCAGACAGAGGUCUUCUUAUUUUGGAUGGUCACACGCAAGGUAACACAAUGUAGCAGUUUUUGCAGAGGGUUUAAUUUGUAGGUUUGCAGUUGUGACAUAAGGUCCUGUGACCGCAUCCCCAUUUAACCCUGAUCUUAACACCAUAAGACGUCACGGUAUGCACACCUGCAUCUGCAUUUAAUUUUUUGGUACUCAGCGAAGAUUUUGCCCGUAGACUUUAAGACUAUAUCACAGGUUAUACACUAAGUUGGAAAAAUAUGAAGUAGGUGAGUCGGGGUUUUAGGUGAAGUUCUUGUCCAUAAACCCUUUGGCAGUUGUUUCACUUUGUAUCUCGUAGCCUGCGAAUACAGCUGCCUCUCCUCGCUUCCUGUCGGUGGGAACGUUUCGUUUCUCUCUCGGGAAGUGUCCCACCAACCACGCGUCAUGGGAGGCGGUCGUUUUCGUAAGCUAUACAUUUCUUAGUGUAAAGACGAAGUUUAUUGUCAACCAACACGUAAGUAAUGUGGAUUGCUCACAGUGAUAAAGGGACGAGAUUUCUUUUUCUUUUCACAAAUUAACUUAAACAAGCGUUGAAAACGGCAAGUUUGGUAUUAACUGAUAAAAAUUGUGUAAGUGGUAAGCUUGUUUUGACCGAUGCCGUCUCUGACGAAAACUUCUAUUCAUUCAUUUCUGUAAAUCCAAGCUGUGGUUGAACGUUUUUAGUAAAGACGGAUGUUUCUUUAACAAAAAGUUUUUGAGGCAAACGGUUUUGAUUUUGUUUCUUGUGUUACGUUUGAUAAUCGGAAGAACGCCAAUUGGUGAGAAGGACUGAAUGAUUUUUUAGCAUAAGAUAAAUGGUCGAAUAUCAUCAUGAACUUCCUUCUGUAGUAACAUUUUCAUCUCUAAUUCUUUGUUUUCUUGUUUUUCACCAGUUUAUAUAAUGCCAUCGCAGAUCAGCUGUCCAGACGAAAUCAACAGGUACAAUUCGUUUUAGUUUAGCAAGCCGCCGGGAAUUUUCCAACAUAACUUGUUUAAAAUUUCUUCAUUCAUUUCCUUUUUAGACAGAAAUGCAAACGUUAAGAAAACUUGCAUCAGAUUAUAUGCUGAACCACGAAGAAGACUUCCUGCCCUUCUUAACGGAUACAAAGACCGGCGAGGUCUACACUCCAGGUACGCUGACAUUAAAUAGACCGUUCCACAAUUUUUUCAACUUUUGACAUGAACCAGUUAGGGAAAAUCGGUCGACACCACUGGAAAGAGCGCCUUUAAAUUGGUGAACUUGCUAAGUUUGAAAGUGUGACAUCUUAAGCGAGCGAGGAUACAACUCCGCAACGUUACGAAAAUUUACAGACGUUUUGUUUGGUGAGGAGCAAGUUUGCGUGGCCACCAUACAAACGUCUGUAAAAUGUCGCGAUUUUGAGGAGCUUUUUCUUCGUUAAUUUUCAACAAAUCACUUUCAAACUUGGCAAUUUUACCAAUUUUAGGGCGCUCUUUCUAGCUGAGUUGACCUUUUUUUUCUUAACUUGUCCAUGUUAAAAGUUGAAAAAAAAAAAAAAAACACGUUGAUGGGUCUAUUGGAAACUACAGUCCACUUACACCCUGUGGUCAUCCUGCUAAGACAAACGGCAACUGAAUCCCAGGCAAAAUAGACCGUUUCACGUCGUUUUCAGUUUUUGACUGGGACCACUUGGUGAAAACCCGUCAUCAUUGCAGGAAAAUCGCCUUAAAAUCAGCAAAGCUGGCAAGGGCAAGAGGGAAUUAUAAAAGCUGCCUUUCCGAUUCACUUCGCCUCAUCCCCCUCCUUUCCCACUCAUCCAUUAAGGCCUUACAAAAAUACAGACGUUAACGUACGAAACGUGGAAACUCUCGAUUCUACGGACUCCCGCGGUCAACUUUUUUUGGUUUCUACACUCCAACUGUAAUCAACUGUAUUGUGUCAACUCUCGUGAUAAACAACACCGAACGCAAUCUUUAAGGAGCUUAGACACAAGAAAAACCUCUUUCUUCCAUCUUGUGCCAUGACCUUUAUCAUUUUGGUUAGAUUAACACCUGUCUUUUCUAUUGCUUCUAGUUCUUUUACCUUUUAAGACCAACUUUGCAGUCUCAAUGCUUUCAAGCAAGUUCGUCCAGCAUGACUAAUUAUUUUCUGCACAAGAAGUUACUUUGUGUUGCUUUCAAAUCCAUGUGGCAGUCUCGCUAAUGUUUCGACAACAACGAGGUUGUGUGUAGUUGGCUGAACUAGUCAGUAAAAGUCGACCGACCUCUUAACAUUUAGAUUUCCUCAACUGAUACUAGUCAGUAAAGCAGAUACCUCAGAGGGACUCAAAGAACCACUGAAACUGAGCCUGAUACGUUCUUACGCGAGUCUCUCUCUUCUUGACGAAAAUAAUACCUGUAAUGGAAGAACACUAAACUUAUUAAAGAGGUCUUGAACUAGAAAUCAGAAUUCACCAAAAGGUCACUGUAAUCGUCUGUCCCGCCCUUCAAAUUUCACUGAUGAGCUGUAGUUUUAAAUGUUCACUGUUUUUUCAAACUACCUGUUCUAUUCUGAUGUGUAGUGUCGUUUUAACCGUUUUGUUGGUAAUUUUCCGCGGUGCGUUUCCUUAUCUAAGGACCGGGAUUUUUCUUAAUUGGAUCUUUCCCUUGCAGAUCAAUUUGUCCACUACUGUGAAGAGCUUGCUAACUCGCCUGUAUGGGGAGGGCAUUUAGAGGUAGGCGACCUAAGGCUGUUAUUUCUAACGAGUAGUUGCUAUUUUCAUAGACGGAUAGAUACCAUUGUGAAAUACGGUUCAUUUACACACAGCCACGCGACUAUGCAACAGUAAUUUGCUCCACAACCAUCAGAAACGUUUACAAUGAUGACAUAUCUAAACCCUAGCCCACAGACAAAAAGGAGAAAAAAUUUCUUGAACCUUACAAAGGGCGGGAGGGUGGGAAAAGCUGUUGCCCAAAAACUGAAUCACGUGACAAGUAUACAGACUGGUACUGUACCUCGUGCCCAGGUUCCAUUCAGAGUGAGAGCCAAGGAAACAAUAAAACAUCUGGGCCGAUUUGUUGUUAUAUUUGAAAGGUUGAUUUAGUUUCGUUAAAGUGUUCUGCGCGCCUUACCUAUCCAGUCUUCUCUUCCUCUAACCAAAUAAACUAGCUAUUGAGUACAAGAACUAGGAGUUCCUAGACCUCAUUCAUUCUAUCUUCAAUAGAUUCAAGCCUUAUCUCAAGUGUUAAAAAUGCCGAUAGAGGUUUACCAAGCGAACGCACCAAUACUCAGAACAGGGGAGGAGUACGACUCACAACCAAUCUUACUGUCGUAAGUUAUAAUAGAUUCGUAAAUCUUCUUCCUGGUUUUUUGUCCAGUGUUAUGCUCGACUUGUAGCCGAUCUCUGUACAUGAAUCCUUGACGUUGUUCGCGGCUGCCAAGGAGAUUACCCCUUAGUUUUCAUGAGUAUAGUUCGAUGAGCGCUGACGAUGAAUACAGUGUACGUUUUUAUUUUCCAGGUAUCACCAUCAUGCAUAUGGUCUUGGUGAGCACUAUAACUCUGUCGUCCCUGCGCAAGACAUCGUGGAGAGCUAAUACUCUUUUGUUUUUAAAUUGUACCGAAGAAAAACAAUAAAGUACAC